AUGGCUUCAGCCGAUGAGAAACGCGAUCCGUCGUCUUUCCAGCAAUUGUUCUGCGACACAUUCUCGAUACGCAAGAUAUGCACGCCACAAGCCGAUGGCAUCAAGGUGGACCCUUCAGGCCUCGAGCAUUACCAUCGGGCUGUCAAUACUCUGUUGAGGCCAUUUUCGUCCGCUGGUGGGAAUAUAGUCAGCAACAAAACUGCUGCGACCAUCAUGAACGCUGCUUUACAAACCUGUCUGGCCGACGCUCCUUCGGGAUCACCUCAGCAGUACGUCUUCGCCAAUCGCUUGAUAAGCGCAGGCCACGCAUAUCCAGCUUGUGAUCAGCGAACUCCAGCCGAUGCCAAGUGGAACAUCUGGCUUCGAAUACUAGAUCAUGUUGAAAUCGAGAAGCCGACGAGCCGACUUCUUGUGCACAUCUUGCAAGUUGUGGCGUUCCGUUCACAACUCGAUGAUCGGGCCAGUGAUAUGACAAAUUGCAUGCGCGAUCCCAAUGGACAAUCGGCGAUGCUGUAUCGCGCAUUCUCGACCAUCGGGCCUACGAACAAACUGAAUGUCGAGCUGGAUCCUCUUGCGCACAAGCUUGGCUCCAGCUAUCAUACCCGGAGCAUGAUAAUGCGACUUGUAGCUCAUACCACCGAAAUGAGUGAAUCGACUCUGCUCUGCUUCGUUCUCUGGCUUAAGAAGUUGUUUCUCACGCAUUGGCGAGGUACGCCUGUCGUCCAGAGGGACAAUGUCGAGUUCGCCGCGUUGUUCUUGAUCGAUGCCAUCAAAAACAAAACAGAUACAAUUUCUCCUGCUAUGUUGGAUUACUAUUUGAUCGAAGGCGUGUCAACUCGACUCUCCUCCCUUGAAAUCGCACAAAGCUGGACUGAGCUUGCGAGCCGAUGUGGCGUAGCAGAUUGCAGUCACAUGCCUUGGUACAUUGGAUCUUACGCAUCCGAAACGCAGCGAAGCUCUAAGCUGGACCGCGAAGUCGUACUGCCCUACAGUCCGGCCGUCUGCCACCUUUUGCAAUUCGACUUCUUGUUUACGACCACACAACGGGCUGUCUAUUUCCGCUCUAUAAAUUGGCAAAGGAUGCUGCAAGCAUGGUCCGUGUCCGAGAAGGCAUCAGGUAAUCGGCAGCGCACAGAGUCGUCCAGGCUUCGAAUCCAGCAGCCCGACGGCAGGCUCAGACAUAAUGAGGAGCAAGCUCUAGUCCUCAAAAUUCGCCGAGAUCAUGUUUUACAGGACGCGUACGAUCAACUAUGGCAGCGGAGGAACAAUGAGCUCUUCCGGCCGUUGAGGGUGUGGAUGGCGGAAGCAGAUGAUCUCGAGCUUGGUCAAGAUCUUGGUGGCGUUCAGAUUGAGUUCUUCAACCUUGUCUGUCGAGAAGCCUACGCCGAAGACGCCGGCAUGUUCACUACAAACGACGCUACGGGCACGAAUUAUCUCAGACCUGGAAGUAUCCAACCAUUGCACAAAUUCGAGCUGCUUGGUACGUUGCUAGCAUUGGCUGCCUACAACGGGAUCACGUUGCCGAUAAGUAUGCACGAGACUUUUUACAGAAUUCUGCUUGAUGGACCUGUCGGAAGAAAGCCUAGCAUCUGGCCCCCCUCGUUCAUAUCUGACUGGCCAGUGGAGUCCAGCUCCCUCGAGUACAUGCUAGAUCACGCGGAGGAGGACAUAGAUGACGGCUUCUCACUCGAAGCAAACGGUCUGCGGGUCUCGGCUUCAUAUGGUGGUAGAUUCCGCACAGGUGAUGAGUACACGCAUACGAUGAAUGUGUACCAGGCAGUCCCAAUGUAUGGCUCUUCAGCGGGAAUGGAUGUCUCGGAGCUCAAGUGGCCUGGUUGGAGAAUGAUACAAGUGCCGGAAAAUGCACCACCAAUAACCGAUUGGAAGAAGUUCGCAGAAAAGUACAUGCUAUGGAUGGCCUACUAUUCGGUAGUACCACAGUGGGAGGCGUUGAUGAAGGGCUUCUACAGGAUCAUAGAUCCACACACACUAUCAAUUUUCACACCAGCUGAGCUGAAACAUCACAUCGAGGGUACGUCGAAUCUGGACAUUCAGGAGCUCCGGCGAGCGACACGGUACGAGGGGUAUGUUGCGAAUGAACCGUAUAUCCAGGCUUUCUGGCGAGUCAUCUCAACCUGGAGCGAAGCAGAACAGAUGGGCCUAGUCAAAUUCGUUACAGCUGCUGAGCGGGUUCCAAUAGGUGGUGAAAAGGACAUUACGUUCGUCAUCCAGCAUAGUCCAGGCACGGACGACGAGCGUCUACCUACAAGCUCAACAUGCUUUGGAACACUGAACCUGCCUGUGUACAGCUCGGCGGAUAUCUUGAACACAAAGUUGACCAUGGCGGUGAAGUAUGGGAUGGAGGGGUUUGGUGUAGCAUAA
Molecule: messenger RNA, 2382 nt
Organism: Recurvomyces mirabilis
Lineage: Eukaryota; Fungi; Ascomycota; Dothideomycetes; Mycosphaerellales; Teratosphaeriaceae
Exons: 2
Coding region: 1-2382 (793 amino acids)
Biological process (GO): protein polyubiquitination
Molecular function (GO): ubiquitin protein ligase activity
Source: RefSeq, a predicted model, not a curated record